AUGCGUGAAAUUAUUAGCCUUCAAAUAGGACAAUGCGGGAAUCAAGUUGGAGAAAAGUUUUGGGAUCUUAUCAGUCAAGAACAUGGAUUGUCUUCAGAUGGAGUGUUUCAAGGAAAUAAACUUCAACAACAACGGUUGAACGUUUAUUUUAACGAGAGUUCAACAAAAAGAUAUGUCCCACGAUCGAUCAAUGUUGAUUUAGAACCAGGGACUCUUGAUGCAGUGAAAGUUGGUAAAAUGGGUCAUUUAUUUAAACCAGAUUCUUUUAUCUUUGGUAAUGGAGGAGCAGGAAACAAUUGGGGAAAGGGUCAUUAUAGUGAAGGAAGUAGUUUAUGUGAAAAAGUGAUGGAAAAUGUUAGAAAAGAAGUUGAGGCAUGUGAAUGCCUUCAAGGGUUUCAAGUAACUCAUUCACUUGGAGGAGGAACUGGGUCAGGACUUGGAACGUUAAUACUCAGUAAAUUAAAAGAAGAAUUUUAUGAUAAAAUUAUUUCUACUUACUCUGUUGUUCCAUCACCUACUGUUAGUGAAACUGUUGUAGAGCCUUAUAACUGUGUAUUAAGUAUUCAUAAAUUACUUGAAUCAGCUGCUAUCACUUUUUGUUUUGAUAAUGAAGCGUUAUAUAAAAUUGCUUCAGAUGUUAUGAAAGAAUCAAAACCAUCAUAUGAAUCUCUCAACACAUUAAUCUCUUCCGUAAUGUCUGGAAUUACUUGCUCAUUGAGAUUUCCAGGUCAACUAAACCAAGACUUGAGGAAACUUGCAGUCAAUAUGAAUCCAUAUCCAAGACUUCACUUUUUUUCAUCAUCUAUUGCUCCAGUAUCAAGUGCUCUUUCCAUGGAAUACGAAAGUUUAAGUGUACAAGAAAUAAUUCAACAAUUAUUCGAAAAGAAAAAUACACUUGUUGACUUUGAUCCUCAGUCUGGAAAAUAUUUUACUACAUCUUGUAUUAUGAGAGGGAAAGUUUCAACUCAUGACGUUGAAGAACAAUUAUUUAGAGUAAGAGAAAAAAACCCAGAUUUAUUCAUUCCAUGGAUUCCAAAUAAUAUGCAAUUAGCAGUCUGUGAUGUUCCACCUAAAGGGUUGAAUUUGUCAGGUACUUUGAUAUCUAAUUCAACAGCUAUAUCUGAUAUGUUUAAAAGAAUUAAUAAACAAUUUGUUUCUAUGCUAAGAAAGAAAGCAUUUAUCUAUUUGUAUACAGAAGAAGGAAUGGAAGAGAGUGAGUUUGAAGAAGCAGAAGCUGAUCUUAUUGAUUUAGUGACUGAAUACCAACAAUACUAUAAUACCCCUCUCAUUUUAGAUGAAGGUUUUGAACCAGAAGGUGAAUUAAAAACUGAGGUUCAACAAGAAGAAACACUACCAACAAAUAUAGAGUCAGUGUGA
Messenger RNA from Entamoeba dispar SAW760, 1377 nucleotides. RefSeq names its product tubulin beta chain, putative. The record is from RefSeq and is a predicted model, not a curated record. Bases 1 to 1377 code for a protein of 458 amino acids. Gene Ontology annotation, biological process: mitotic cell cycle; microtubule cytoskeleton organization. Gene Ontology annotation, molecular function: GTP binding; structural constituent of cytoskeleton; GTPase activity. NCBI's taxonomy places the organism in Eukaryota, Evosea, Mastigamoebida, Endamoebidae. Gene Ontology annotation, cellular component: microtubule; cytoplasm. The transcript has a single exon.